Lipotes vexillifer (Yangtze River dolphin) is the source of this 2361-nucleotide messenger RNA. RefSeq names its product phospholipase C delta 3 (gene PLCD3). Bases 1 to 2361 code for a protein of 786 amino acids. Gene Ontology annotation, biological process: intracellular signal transduction; lipid metabolic process. Gene Ontology annotation, molecular function: phosphatidylinositol-4,5-bisphosphate phospholipase C activity. The record is from RefSeq and is a predicted model, not a curated record. Lineage: Eukaryota; Metazoa; Chordata; Mammalia; Artiodactyla; Lipotidae. The transcript is spliced from 16 exons. Gene Ontology annotation, cellular component: plasma membrane.
AUGCUGUGCGGCCGCUGGAGGAGCCGCCACCGGCGGCGCGAGGAGCCCCCGGUGCCGGCCCAGGUCGCAGCGCCCGUCGCGCUCCCGUCUCCGCCCGCACCCCAGGACGGCGGCAACAAGAGGCCCGGGCUGCGGGCGCUGAAGAAGAUGGGCCUGACGGAGGAUGAGGACGUGCGCGCCAUGCUGCGGGGCUCCCGGCUCUGCAAGAUCCGCUCGCGGACAUGGCAAAAGGAGCGGCUGUACCGGCUGCAGGAGGACUGCCUGAGCGUGUGGUUCCAGCGGCGCAUCCCGCGCGCGCCUUCGCAGCACAUCUUCUUCGUGCAGCACAUCGAGGCCGUCCGCGAGGGUCACCAGUCCGAGGGCCUGCGGCGCUUCGGGGGCGCCUUCGAGCCGGCGCGCUGCCUAACCAUCGCCUUCAAGGGGCGUCGCAAGAACUUAGACCUGGCGGCGCCCACGGCCGAGGAGGCGCAGCGCUGGGUGCGCGGUCUGGCCAAGCUGCGCGCGCGCCUCGAUGCCAUGAGCCAGCGCGAGCGCCUCGACCACACCCACACCUGGAUCCACUUCUAUCUGCAUCGAGCGGACUCCAACCAGGACAGUAAGAUGAGCUUCAAGGAGAUCAAGAACCUGCUCCGCAUGGUCAACGUGGACAUGAACGACAUGUACGCCUACGGCCUCUUCAAGGAGUGUGACCGCUCCAACAAUGAGUGGCUGGAGGGGCCUGAGAUCGAGGAGUUUCUGCGACGGCUGCUGAAACGCCCCGAGCUGGAGGAGAUCUUCCAUCGGUACUCGGGCGAGGACCGGGUGUUGAGCACCCCCGAGCUGCUGGAGUUCCUGGAGGACCAGGGUGAGGAUGGUGCCACACUGGCCCACGCCCAGCAGCUCAUCCACACCUAUGAGCUCAACGAGACAGCCAAGCAGCACGAGCUGAUGACUCUGGAUGGCUUCAUGCUGUACCUGCUGUCGCCUGAGGGGGCUGCCCUGAACCCGGCCCACACGCACGUGUUCCAGGACAUGAACCAGCCCCUGGCCCAUUACUUCAUCUCCUCCUCCCAUAAUACCUACCUGACCGACUCUCAGAUCGGUGGGCCCAGCAGCACCGAGGCCUAUGUUAGAGCCUUUGCCCAGGGAUGCCGCUGUGUGGAGCUUGACUGCUGGGAGGGGCCAGGAGGGGAGCCGGUCAUCUACCAUGGCCACACCCUCACCUCCAAGAUCCUCUUCCGAGAUGUGAUCCAGGCAGUGCGUGACCACGCCUUCACGCUGUCUCCGUACCCCGUCAUCCUGUCCCUCGAGAACCACUGUGGGCUGGAGCAGCAGGCUGCCAUGGCCCGUCACCUCCACGCCAUCCUAGGCGACAUGCUGGUGACGCAGCUGCUGGACUCCCAGAACCCUGAAGAGCUGCCGUCCCCAGAGCAGCUGAAAGGCCGGGUCCUGGUGAAGGGAAAGAAGCUGCCAGCUGCUCGGAAUGAGGACGGUCGAGUUCUAUCAGACCCGGAGGAGGACAACGAAGACGAGGACGAAGAGGAGGCGGGGGCCACAGAGCAGAGGCGGCGGGCCAAGCAGAUCUCCCCGGAGCUGUCGGCCCUGGCCGUGUACUGCUGUGCCAGCCGCCUGCGGACCCUGCGCCCUGCCCCAGCCCCGCCCCAGCCCUGCCAGGUCAGCUCCCUCAGCGAGCGCAAGGCCAAGAAGCUCAUCCGAGAGGCAGGGAACAGCUUCAUCAGGCACAAUGCCUGCCAACUGACCCGUGUCUACCCACUGGGGCUGCGGAUGAACUCCGCCAACUACAACCCCCAGGAGAUGUGGAACUCGGGCUGUCAGCUGGUGGCCCUGAACUUCCAGACGCCAGGUUAUGAGAUGGACCUCAAUGCCGGGCGCUUCCUUAUCAAUGGGCAGUGUGGCUAUGUCCUGAAACCUGCCUGUCUGCGGCAGCCUGACACAACCUUUGACCCUGAGUGUCCUGGACCCCCCAGAACGACUUUCACCAUCCAGGUGCUGACCGCGCAGCAGCUGCCCAAGCUGAAUGCCGAGAAGCCAAACUCCAUCGUGGACCCGCUGGUGCGCAUUGAGAUCCACGGGGUGCCCGCAGACUGUGCUUGCAAGGAGACCAACCAUGUGCUCAACAACGGCUUCAACCCGCACUGGGGGCAGACCCUGCAGUUCCAGCUGCGGGCUCCGGAGCUGGUGCUGGUCCGGUUCGUGGUAGAAGAUUAUGACGCCACGUCCCCCAAUGACUUCGUGGGCCAGUUUACGCUGCCUCUCAGCAGCCUGAAGCGAGGAUACCGCCACAUCCACCUGCUUUCCAAGGACGGGGCCUCACUGUCACCAGCCACCCUCUUUGUCCACAUCUGCAUCCAGCACUCCUGA